Molecule: messenger RNA, 1893 nt
Organism: Periophthalmus magnuspinnatus
Lineage: Eukaryota; Metazoa; Chordata; Actinopteri; Gobiiformes; Gobiidae
Gene: slc23a4
Product: solute carrier family 23 member 4
Exons: 11
Coding region: 37-1893 (618 amino acids)
Biological process (GO): transmembrane transport
Cellular component (GO): membrane
Molecular function (GO): transmembrane transporter activity
Source: RefSeq, a predicted model, not a curated record
CCAGAGGACUCCCACCUGAGUCUAGGUUCCUCCGACAUGGCUCCAGAGAAGGACAGCAACGGUCUGGACAAUUAUGCUUUUGCCCUUGAAGGACGGUUUUGUGAUCUGGCUGGAACACAACACGGCGAGGAGGUGGAGAGCUCUGUGGAGGAGGACACCAACAAACUGGCGUACUGUGUGACCGACGUGCCCCCCUGGUACCUCUGCAUCAUCCUUGGCAUCCAGCAUUGUCUGACUGCGUUCGGGGGCAUCAUCGCCAUCCCCUUGAUCCUGUCCCAAGGCCUUUGUCUUCAGCACGAUGGUCUCACCCAAAGCCACCUCAUCAGCACCAUCUUUUUUGUCUCUGGCAUCUGCACUUUACUCCAAGUCACAUUUGGGAUAAGACUCCCGAUACUUCAAGGUGGCACAUUCACACUCCUGGCACCUUCGAUGGCAGUGCUGUCCAUGCCCGAGUGGACGUGUCCCGCCUGGACUCAGAAUGCAAGUCUCGUCAACACCUCGUCCACAGAAUAUAUCGAGGUCUGGCAGAGUCGCAUGAGAGCCCUUCAAGGAUCCAUUAUGGUGGGGUCGUUAUUCCAAGUGUUUGUGGGAUUUUCUGGUCUCAUCGGCCUUUUCAUGCGUUUUAUUGGGCCCCUCACAAUUGCUCCCACCAUUUCUCUCAUCGGACUGUCUCUGUUUGACUCUGCGGGUACUAGCGCUGGGAAUCACUGGGGUAUUUCUGCGAUGACAACAUCUCUGAUCAUUCUCUUCUCGCAGUACUUGAGGCACAUUGCAGUACCCGUUCCCUUCUAUAGCAAAGCGAAAAAACUGCACACCACCCGCAUAUAUGUCUUUCAGAUUUUGCCUGUAUUACUUGGAUCGUCAAUAUCUUGGCUCAUCUGCUACCUCUUGACCAAAUACAACGUCCUUCCCACGGACCCUUCGCAGUACGGUUACCUGGCCCGCACUGAUUUAAAGGGGGAUGUCAUGGCUCAGGCUCCAUGGAUCAGUUUGCCGUACCCCGGUCAGUGGGGCAUGCCGACUGUGAGCCUGGCUGGAGUUGUGGGCAUCUUAGCUGGGGUUAUUUCCUCUAUGAUUGAGUCAGUUGGAGACUACCAUGCUUGUGCGAGGUUGUCCGGGGCUCCACCUCCACCUAAACAUGCUAUCAAUCGGGGCAUUGGUAUUGAGGGCUUGGGCUGUUUGCUGGCUGGAGCUUGGGGAACUGGAAAUGGCACCACAUCUUACAGUGAGAACGUCGGUGCUCUCGGUAUCACCAAGGUUGGCAGUCGGAUGGUGAUAGUGGCCAGUGGAGUCCUCAUGGUGGUUAUGGGGGUAUUUGGAAAAGCAGGAGCUAUAUUUACAACAAUCCCUUCACCUGUGGUAGGAGGGAUGUUUAUGGUCAUGUUUGGGGUCGUCGCUGCUGCAGGAGUGUCAAAUCUACAGUAUGCUGACAUGAAUUCAUCUAGAAAUAUUUUCAUUUUUGGCUUCUCCAUGUUUUCUGGUUUGGUAAUACCCAACUGGAUACUGAAGAACCCUAACACAUUUGCCACAGGUGUGGUAGAGCUGGACCAGGUCCUGCAGGUGCUCCUGACCACCAGCAUGUUUGUGGGGGGAUUCUUUGGCUUCAUACUUGAUAACACAAUCCCAGGAUCUAAACAAGAGCGAGGUAUCUUGGCCUGGAACAAGGCUCAUGAGGACGACUCCAGUAACACUCUGGAGAGUGGAGAGGUCUAUAACCUUCCCUUUGGCAUUAACAGUUGCCUGAGCUCCUCCUGGCUGCAGUACCUGCCCUGCUGCCCCCCCACUGUGCCCCUCUCUAAGGAGGGCAGUGGAGCGGACAUCAAUGCCCUGGAGCCUAAGCAGCCUCUGGGACACCCACAGCCUGCACCCAUCAUCAUAGGAGUCACUUUGUGA